AUGGCUGAACGAGGUGCUACGUGCUACGCUCUACGCGCUACACUCUACGCACUAGGUGCUACGUGCUACGCUCUACUCGCUACGCACUACGCUCUCCGUCGUACACUACGGACUAGGUGCUACGUGCUACGCUCUUCUCGCUACGCACUACGCUUUACGCGCUACGCUCUGCUUGCUACGCUUUACACUCCACGCGUUACGCCCUACGCGCUCCGUCUUACCUGUUACACUCUACGCGCUACGCCCGACGCACUACGUCUUACCUGUUACACUCUACGCGCUACGCCCGACGCACUACGUCUUACGUGUUACACUCUACGCGCUACGCCCGACGCACUACGUCUUACGUGUUACACUAUACGCGCUGCGCCCUACGCGCUACUACUCUCUAUGCGCUACGCUCUAUCUAUAUGGUACACUUUGCGCUGUGUUCUACGCGCUAUGGUUUAA
Messenger RNA from Spodoptera littoralis (African cotton leafworm), 450 nucleotides. The record is from the annotation of a GenBank genome assembly. NCBI's taxonomy places the organism in Eukaryota, Metazoa, Arthropoda, Insecta, Lepidoptera, Noctuidae.